AUGAGUAAAAAACCCGCGACCGAGAUACUAGUCCAUAUCACAGCUCCUAGCAGGUCAAUAGAUGACGUGAAAUACAGAGCGCUCGCCAAUGCAUAUCACGACUUUGAGCCCACCACUCGAACAUCAGUGUUCAGCAAGACGAUCUCACCAAAUGUCGUCCCUGACCAGGCCGUCGUACGGCUUCAGCCCGUUGGAAAUAGGUCCCUAGGGCCUUCGACCCAGCUACACCAAAUCAUUCGGUCGUCUGGAGUAGCAGGAUCCGUCGAAACCCCAGUGCUAUCAUGGCGCGACGCCGCGAACAAUUUUGGAUCGCCCAGAUUGCGGAUGAGGCGUGAUCAGCCUAGCCAAAUUUCACAGCCCAGCCAACACUCACAGCCUACUCAAAAUUCGCAGCUUUCAUGGCAACCGCCGCCAAGUGUUGUCCAAGAUUCACUGCCAGACAACAAUGUGACUUUGUCUCAGUUUUGCACUCCGACAAGGCUGUUGGAGGACUAUUUGCAUCCAAGCGAUUCCAGUCAAUCUCUAGUCGCGUCGCCAGUCGUUGAAAGGGCACCGAGGGUACAAGAGUCAACAGCUGCGCGGGUCCAGAGUCAGUAUGAAGGUGACUCUACAUUCCCUACCAUCAGUCCUGUCUCGCAGCGCCGGCAGAUGGGCGGUCACCAGUCUCGCGUAGCACCUCCACCACCGGAUUCUUCUCUCCAAAGGAACAGCCAGGGACCUCCUGCGGACAACAUCCAAAGGACCUCCAGUCCGCCGGUCAGGGCUGCCGAGGAGCCUCACGUUUCAGCGCCAUCCGAAAGGAAUUUAUCAUGUCAACAAGUCGGCAGGCCCAUAUCAACGACACGAGGUCCCCCCAUACGUCAAGCACCAGCCGAUCCUCGAGCAAAGAUUAUACCUCUCUCCCCAGUCGUAAACGCCAACAGAAAACGCCGCCGACCCUCUCGAGACAGCGAGUUGAUGAUAGCAUCAUCACAGCCUGCUGCCCAAGAGCGAGUUCUACCGGCUGAUACUAUAAUUACCAAAGGACCGUCCAAGCCAUCUUUAUCUUCCCCCCGUAGUGAUUCCGAGCCACCGCCCAAGAAGCGACGCCUUACAUCUCCCGAGCCAGCAUCAGCGCCAACGCCAUCGUCACGAGCUGCAGCUGCACCCGCCUCAUUGACAUCUUUGCACGCCCCCUCGUCCUCUGCAACCCCAAUCUCAGGCUCAAGCACCGGCAAGCACCUUGCCCGAUCAACCAGCGACAUCGGUCCCCGACAAGACGCCGUCAAGUCCCACCAACUCGCCGAACGAAGCGCCCGCCUCUCCUCCGUCCUCGAGCUCUACUCGCCAUGUCCCCCGACUUCCGAUCUCGCAUUUGAUCUCUCGAAAGUCGAAGGAGAAGAAAUACGAGUAGACAACACCUCCCUAAUAACCCCCGUGCUCGCUAAGCUCGCCGCGGACCUAAACCUCCCCAAGCGCUUCCAGCCCUCUCUCCAGACUCGCGACUUGCGCCCCUACGAGCGGGGCUACUGGCUGGUGGACUGCAUGUCGUGGGACCGUGAGCUCAAGGAGUCGUGCUGGUCUUUUCUGGCCGACUACCUGGGCGGCGGGGCGGCGGGGUGGGGAAUCUGGUGCACGCGGGACGAAGGGUUCACUCGUUUGCGCAUGUAUUGCUGGGGCGCGGUGGUGGGGCAUAUGCACCUUGUCUUGUACAUUAUGAGCAAGCGCGAGGUGCUGUAUACGGGGAUGGAAUGGGUAGAUGCGGACGGGGAGGUGGUUAUUCGGAUGGAGCCUAGGCCAAGCCUGUGA
Molecule: messenger RNA, 1788 nt
Organism: Sordaria macrospora k-hell
Lineage: Eukaryota; Fungi; Ascomycota; Sordariomycetes; Sordariales; Sordariaceae
Source: RefSeq, a predicted model, not a curated record